Messenger RNA from Pogona vitticeps (central bearded dragon), 2664 nucleotides. Lineage: Eukaryota; Metazoa; Chordata; Lepidosauria; Squamata; Agamidae. The record is from RefSeq and is a predicted model, not a curated record.
AUGGCCGAUGACUUACGGGGUCUGGGCCAUUGGGAACAGAUCACCAAAGGGUUUCGGGACACCCAGACGUAUAAUAACAUUAACUGCAGCUCCGGAGAGCAGGUGCUCCACUUCAAGGUCCUGCGAGAGAAAAACGGGAAGUACCACCUUUGGGACGAGAAAUUCAACUCCAUCAACGAACUGGUGGAUUUCUACAGGACCACUACCAUCGUGAAGAAGGGCCAGCUCUUCCUCCGAGAUCAUGGGGAAAUGCAGGAGCCCAAGAAGGCAAAAUAUGUGCAAGCUCAGUUCGAUUACGCGGCCGAAAAUUCGUCCCAGUUGAGCUUCUGCAGAGGGGACGUCCUUGAGAUCCUGGACGGCUCCGACCCUAACUGGUGGAGGGGGAAGUUAGGGGUGAAAACCGGCCUCGUGCCCCGAAACUACGUUUUCCCUCUUCGCCUGUGAUCCGCUCUGACCCGUCUGGAGGCUCACAUUCCAGGAGCUGAAGAAAACCUCUAGAAGUGGAGAUCAUGGAAUACAAACAUGCCUCUUGGAACUUCUCACAUGGUACCUGACCUUCUUCAUAUUACAGCCCAAAGAGAUACGUCAGGAGUUGGAAAAUCUGGGUUUUCCCACGACUAUUGCUAGCCAACAUGGGGCCAGUAUUCUGCCUUUCCCGCCUUAAACAGCGUUUCAUUUGGACUCCAAUUGGGGAGACCUGGGUUUCUAGACCCCCCCUCCCAAGAGCCAGAAAAUUGACGCAGUGACCCUGGAAUUAUUUCUCUCUUCCACAACAGUAAGAAAUAAAAGCAGUGGGAAAACGCAAUGAGGCAGAAAAGAAAAUGCUUAAAUCCAUACGGACACAGGACCCCAUAAAAUCGGCACUGUGAAAUUCCCAUCUCCGGCAACACAAUGGAGUAAUUGUGUGGUCACACUGGCAGUUUGAAUCGGUUUCUGAUCAGACUUUUAAAAAAUCAGAUUCAAGUCACGUGGCAUUUGAACCGGUGACCACAUUCCCAUGAAAAUAGAUUUAUUUCUGGUGAUUUAAACCAGUUUUGGCAUCUACUCUGCUGAAGUCAACUCAUUUCCACGAAAACCACAUUGAACCGAAUCAACUUUAGAAGUGUUUUAAAGAGCCCCUGGUUGCCAGUUGGGGGGAAAAAACCUCGAUUGGCAGACCAUAUAAAUCGAUUUCGCCCUCGCAUUGUGUAAACGAUAAAAUAUAAAUUGAUGCUUUUAAACAAUGCUUAAAUGCGGUUCUUAUUGCCAGUGUGAUGGCAGCCCACAGCGCCCACUGAAUUCCUAGUAGCAUGCUUUAAUUGGAGUGUCGUUAAUUGGUGGGUCUUCACUGGUCCUAGCUACAUCCUUGUAAAUAAUAUUCAGCUAGAUUCUGGUCACUGUAAAUAUAGCAAAAUGACUGAAAAAUAAAAGCCGCAUCUGGAAAACCCUCUAUUUCAUUUUUUGCAAAACCACAAAUCUGUAGGUUCAUGAUGCUGCUGCUGAAACCCAUUUCUCAUCAGCUGGGCUGCAAACCGGGUAAGGUAUCCGGAGCCUCCAGAGAAUCGCUGUACGGACCUUGCUUCCCUUUCUAGUAUCUGUUGACUUCAUUUCUCGCCAGCGUUCCAGGUAUUCGCAGUGACCAUCAACAAAUGAGGCACCCUCAUUCCCACGCUUAGGACAUUUAACAGGUUGCCAGAAGAUUUCCAUUAUUUCUCAUACUAGGUUAAUCACCAGCCAAUAGCUUCUAGGAUGUAUUACAGACCUUGUCUUCUCCAGGUGUUCCCUACUCAGAGGAAGAACCGCAAAACAGCUGGUCGAGUCAGAGCAGGAUGAGGCACCAGCUUCACAGUCGCAAGGGGAUAAAACAUUUUCCCUCCAGAGACAGGGUUCCAGCAGAUCUCCAUGACCGAGCAAUCCGACUCACCAACAAUGCCCGUUGCAUCCCAGCCUCCUGAUUCCCACUCACAAAAACAAACACAAGCCGGUUUGUGCUACAGCCAAGUGGGAACGCACGUAGCCUCUGCCCCUCGGCGUUAUUCUUGUAGUCUCCAGAUUCCGCCACCCAAUUUUUUUCCCAUCUGGGGAGGAUGAAGUAUUGCCACUCCUAAGAGCCCCCAGGAAGUGUCGUUUACCAUUUAGACAGAUCACCAGGUUCCCCUGUGCCAUCUUGUUUCCAAAUCCUGGCUUGUUUGCUCUCUCUCGAGUCAUUCCCAAAGCCUGGUGUUUGCAAAGGGGCUGCUCACCGAGAGAGACACGUCGCCCGCUUAUCUGGGGCAAGCAAGACCCUCGGCUGCAUCUGACCCCCGCUUUGCCUUCCCCAGUAUAAGCCACCACAAAGAGCAGAACAGAGCGGGGUGGGGGGUGGGAUCUGGUUGCAUUUUGAAAAACAAAUGUGCAUAACCAUUUAUCCUCCCCAAUCCAUAAAAGCAUUUCUGUUCCCUCUUUAGAGACAAGGAAAAAGUCCUGGAGGACAUUCCUUACUUUCUUCUGGGUUUAACGCCACUUCUUCUUUGGCAGGCCAGGCAGAGUCCAGUCAAAAUAUUUAUUGGCUCCUUGAGACUCAGGGAAGCACUUUUGCAACCAAAUUUUAACAGCUUUUAAUUUCAGAAAGAUUCUAGACCUCAUGGUUACAAAAGAAAAAUGCCAAUCUAUGAUAGCCAUAUGCCAGAUCCCAGCAUCUUCUAC